CGGCAAUACCGUUCAGCAAAGGCCUUCAACCGAGCAGCGGACCGGGCUCGAUCGGAACAGGAUGUGGAUUCCACCGAGAGAAUGUUCGAUGCCGUUCGCGCUGUGGGUGAACGAAACAACGAAAGUAACAUCACGCUAUUUCCUGCUGCAGCACCGCAAAGGCCAUGGCGGACUGCGAGGAUUCUCGUCCAUGCUGGUGGGAACGUUGGACAAUGUCCUGGACACGAAACCAUCACCUUACAGAAUUUUGCAUUACCAGCCCUCGACAGGCUUAUGCUAUGAAAUUGCUGCCGACAUCACACUGGAAGCGAUCAUGCUGGACUGGGAUUGGCUGGCAAAGAACCUGUUCCGCGUAAUCAACGAGAUGGAAACGGAGGAAGAAAUCACCAACUUUACCAUCUGCAAGAUUCAAUCGCUACUCGCCCACACCUCCCGGCCCACCGAGGAGCAGAACGAUCCGACCAGCUUUCAGGUGGCGGUAUGCAAGUUUCGCGAAAAAUUCCGCAUGCCGGAAGAUGAGAAGCUGGUCAACUAUUACUACUGCAGCUAUUUCCGCAAAAUUCCACGCCAAGGUCAACUGUACCUGUCGCUCAAUCACAUCUGUUUCUACUCGUACAUACUCGGUUCGGAAAGUAAGCUAUGCUUCCGGUACAACGAGCUGACCGAUAUAAAAAAGUCGGGCAAUACAAUAACGGUACGGGCGGGGCAGCAGGGUAGCAAGGAGUACACGUUUGUGUUUCUCUACUCGCCGAGCGAAGCGUACCAGCUGAUCGAACAGCUUAGCAAGCUAACGAUGCAAAAAAUGAUCCAAGAUCCGGACCGUCCGAUCGUCGAUCAUGAUCCGGUCAUUUUGAAAAAGAUGGAAAAGAACGUAGCGCAGAAAACGUUACUGCUGCGGGAUCUGACGGCACGCCAGCAGUCGGACGAGUAUCGGAUACACUUCCGGGUGCCCAAAACGGAGAUACUGGACGGGAUGAUAAAGGCGUCGCUGUGGGCACCGUACACGAAGAAGCACAUUAAUGGGGUGCUCUAUCUGUCGCAGAACUAUCUGUGCUUCAAGGGCGAUGUGUCCGGGAUGGUGUCGUUAGUCAUACCGUUAAGCAAGAUUGUUAGCGUUGAGAAGAACGACGAUCCACACAAUCGGCUUAGCAAUCGUAUUAUUAUAACGACAUCGGAUGGGAACAUCUUUGUGCUGAAGCACAUUUUGGAUCGAGAGUUUUUGAUUAAUAAAAUCUCGGAAUUGCUCUCCAAAACUGUCAUACCCGCGUCACGCACCCAUGACGAUAUCGACUGGAUAAAGCAAGAACCGCUGAUGUAUCUCUACAAGGAUCCCAACAACAGUGCGUUCGAUGAUUUACAAGCAGAAAAAAUGAAACGCUGGGAUGAGCACUUUUCGCUGUACGGACGUGGCAUCUCCAUGUACCGUACCACCGACACCAUAAAUCUCGUGAUCGAAGGCAUUCCGGACCAGUUGCGGCGCGAAGUGUGGCUCAACUUUUCCGGCGCCGUACACAUGAAAAUGAUGCAACCGAACCUGUACCAGCAGCUGGUGACGAAAGCGAAAGAUCAGGCCCCCGUUUCGUUCGAAGAGAUUGAGCGUGAUCUGCACCGAUCGUUGCCGGAACAUCCUGCGUUUCAGACGAGCAUCGGAAUUACGGCCCUGCGGCGGGUGUUGCAAGCGUACGCGCUACGGAAUCCCGAAAUUGGCUACUGCCAGGCGAUGAAUAUCGUUUCGUCCGUGUUUCUUAUCUACUGCGAUGAGGAGGACGCCUUUUGGAUUCUGUGCUGUCUGUGCGAAUCGUUGCUGCCGGACUAUUACAACGAUCGGGUGGUUGGGGCGCAGAUCGAUCAGGGUUUACUGGAUGAGCUGAUUGCGGGCCAUCUGCCGAACCUGCACGUGAAGCUGACCGAGCUCGGUAUGAUACGGAUGAUUUCGCUGUCCUGGUUUUUGACCAUCUUUCUCAGUGUGAUGCCAUACGAAAGUGCGCUGCACAUUAUCGACUGCUUUCUGUGUGAUGGGGCAAAGGUGAUCUUUAUCAUAGCUUUAAAAAUUCUCGAAUGGAAUCAGGAGAAGCUGCUGAACUGUAACGACGAUGGGGAAGCAAUGCAGCUGCUGUCCAACUUUCUGAUGGGCAUCUUCAACGAUGAGGUGCAACGGAUCAAGAUCGAGGAUAAGGAAAAGCAGCAAAUUAAGAGUCAAUCGGUACAGACGCUCAUCUACGAAGCAUAUCUUAAGUUCGGGAAGGCAAUUACAUCACAAAAAAUCGAAGAACUGCGCAACAAACAUCGCCGACUGACCGUGCAUCAGCUGGAGAAAGAUCUGGAAAAUAGUGUGAUAAAAAACUAUAAAGACAAUGGGUAUUUUGAUGCCGAUGAGCUGCGAAUGCUGCUGUGCUACACGAAGGAUGAGAAGAUUAGUUUAAAAAAUCGAUCACGGCCAACAUCGAUCAACGGAGGCGAACCCGUGUACGACGUUACGGUGCUAAACGAUGCGAAGAAACGGUUUCGCGACAGUCGGUACGAUUGCUUCCGGGUGGAUUACGAAACAUUUCGCAAACUGUUUGUCGAUCUUACACCGUGGGGUCAUUGUCAAAACAUAGAUAUCUCGGAAAAACUAUUUCGGCUGAUGGAUAAGCAAUCGUGCGGUUAUCUUGAAUUCAAGCAGCUCAUCUUUGCAAUCGGCAUCAUCUGCUCGAAGCGAGCGACGGAAAAGCUCAAGCUGCUGUACAUUCUCCAUCUUCCACCGCUACUAACGGCACAGGAGCUAGAAUCUAGCAGCGCCGGUGGUGAAUCUCGCGACUCGGACACGGAAGUGGCAACCGAGGCGGAAAGUUUCUUUAGCGAUAAUCCGCUCGAAACACUAAAAUCACUUCCCUCGCCGAUCGACAUCAGUCUGGAAGCGUCAUCGGAUGUGGAAAAUUUGUCCCUAUCACAGUUUAAUGCCACAACGCCCAACCUUUCGAUGGACGAUUCCCAUUCGCACAAUGCUGAAACGUCGUCAAUCUUUUACGUUGAGCUACCGGUAGCUAGUACGAGCGGUGGUGCGAUCGGUGGAACGACAAGCAACGCGUCCGGUGCAAAUCUGGGCGAAGCGGAAUCAUUCGGCUCACGGUCGGACAUAAGCGAUUUGGGCUUUCAGCGGUACAGCAGUCUGGAUGAGAGCGCGAGCCGUCGGAAUGAGGCACGUAGUAUCAGCGGGUUGCGCAUCUUCCUAGACGAGCCGGAUUCCAACUUUACGUACAAAACCAUUCCCAAUAUGCCACAGAAAAACUUUAUCUCGCUGUGGACGACACUGCUGGAGAUUUUGAACAAGGAGCGCAAAGUAGCUGAUCAGGAGGUGCAAACGUCCUAUAAAACACUAAUAUCGCUCGGAGAGGAUGCUAUUGUGAGCCGACGGGAUGACAGUAACGAUAGCUUCACGCAGCUUGCGAUGGAAGGUGCCGAAGUGUUCGAUCCAAACGGUAACCCAUCAUCCUCGAGCUCGGACCGUACACCGAGACACAGUUCGGCCAAUGCUGCUCCACCGGAAGCGGUCUGGGAGAUUUCACUCAACCAGUUCGUGGCGACCGCCAUGUCGGUCGGCAUUAUUGAGGAACAGUUUUCGCUACCCUUCUCGAUCAAAUCGCGCGUCGAAACGUUGCAGAAAAAUCGGCGAAAGUGCAAAAGCUAGAUG
Anopheles maculipalpis is the source of this 3673-nucleotide messenger RNA. RefSeq names its product TBC1 domain family member 9 (gene Tbc1d8-9). Lineage: Eukaryota; Metazoa; Arthropoda; Insecta; Diptera; Culicidae. The record is from RefSeq and is a predicted model, not a curated record. The transcript has 12 exons. The coding region runs from base 62 to 3670 and encodes 1202 amino acids. Gene Ontology annotation, molecular function: calcium ion binding.